Molecule: messenger RNA, 1698 nt
Organism: Cavenderia fasciculata
Lineage: Eukaryota; Evosea; Eumycetozoa; Acytosteliales; Cavenderiaceae
Exons: 4
Coding region: 1-1698 (565 amino acids)
Biological process (GO): transmembrane transport
Molecular function (GO): transmembrane transporter activity
Source: RefSeq, a predicted model, not a curated record
AUGUAUGUAGAAAAUUCUCGUUCGAGAAUGCCGUUGACUUGUCAUAAACAUCUUUCUUGCAUAAUGUCAUCUUUUAGGAAUAGUAGUAUAAAUAAUAAUAGUUUUGGUAGUUAUAGUAGUAGUUUUGGAAGCUAUGAUUACAGUGCACCUGGCGGCGGCGGCGGCGGUGCAUCCGACCCAUACAUGAAUAAGCGAUAUAGCGCCUCUUUUGAGCCAUCACUUGGACCAUCGUCCUAUGACGGAGCAGAUAUUGUUACACCAUUGAAUUUGGGUGGUGGAUCAUUGGUAUACUCUGAUCGUCCAGGAAGUGGAUCAUACAGUCGAUUUGCAGGCUCACCUCCCAAAUAUUAUAUUCCACGUCGUUUCAUUUUAAUUGCUCUCGGUUUCCUUGGUAUCACAUGUUGUUAUAUUCUACGUGUUACCAUUUCAGUUGCUUCCAUUCCAAUGCAAAAAGAACUAGGAUGGACAAAUAGUUUUAAAGGUGUAUUAUUAGCAGGAUUUUUCAUGGGUUAUAUUAUAUUACAAAUUCCAUCAUCUAUAUUGUGUGAUAAAUUUGGUGGGAAAAAGGUAUUGUUGGUUGGUUUGACCAUGUCUACCAUCUGUACAGUCAUUCUGCCACCAGCUGCACACAGCCCAGGGGCAUUGGUCGCCCUCAGAAUUCUAACAGGUUUUUUCCAAGCCUGUGCUUUUCCAACUAUGAAUUGGCUCAUUAAAAGAUGGUCGUCUGUCAAGCAACGUACUGCCACUGCUGCUGCUGUAUGGUCUGGUGCCUACAUUGGCACGAUCAUUGCUGAUUUUGCAGUUCCCAAGAUGCUCGAGUACUACUCUUGGACUGUCAGUUUCUACGUAUUUGGAGCACUCACCUUUGUGUGGACCAUCCUCUGGAUGAUCUUUAUCACUGAUGACCCCGCCGACUCUUGGGGUAUCCAUCCAUCUGAAAUUGCCCUUAUCAAAUCAACCGACGACGGUACCAUCAAUAUCAACAAUGUCGACGAAUCCACUCAUCUCUUGCUCAACAAUCCAAACGUCAACCAACACGAAGUAGCCAUCAACCAGCCACAACAAAAAGAGUUACAAUAUUUUACCGUUUUAGCUGCACUCUUCAAAUCACCAGGUAUCUAUGGUGUCAUCUAUUUUAAUAUUUCAACUUCAUUUGGUUAUUAUUUAUUAUUAAUGUGGUAUCCAACUUGGGUAUCAAAAACAACAGGAUUAGAAUCAGGAUCAACAUUGGCAUUAUAUACAGUUUUACCAUAUAUUGGAGCAUUUGUAUUCUCAAAUACAGCAGGUAUGAUAUCGGAUUACGUUAUUUCAAGACAUAUAUUGAGAAAGAUUAAUGCCAGAAGAAUGUUUGGUUUUAUCGGAUCGUUCUUCCCAGGUGCUCUUCUACUCAUUCUCACAUUUGUUCCAAUGACCAUUUCACUCGAGAUUGUCACCAUGGUCUUUGCCAUUGCCACCACAGGUUUUGGUUCGAGUGGUGCCAACGUUAAUACAUUUGAUCUUGCCCCAGAAUAUGCAUCCAUGCUCAUGGGUCUUGCCAAUACUUUUGCCACCAUACCAGGAAUCAUUGGUCCACUCAUUGCCGGUGUCAUCCUCAGCAAGACUGACUCCUGGGCUCCCAUCUUUGAAAUUUCUGCAGGUCUCUAUUUUUCAGCUGCCAUUUUAUGGUUAAUUCUUUGUAGAACUGACAAGGUAAUUUAA